This is a messenger RNA of Candidozyma duobushaemuli, 972 nucleotides long. RefSeq names its product [acyl-carrier-protein] S-malonyltransferase (gene MCT1). The transcript has a single exon. Gene Ontology annotation, biological process: fatty acid biosynthetic process. The record is from RefSeq and is a predicted model, not a curated record. NCBI's taxonomy places the organism in Eukaryota, Fungi, Ascomycota, Pichiomycetes, Serinales, Metschnikowiaceae. The coding region runs from base 1 to 972 and encodes 323 amino acids. Gene Ontology annotation, molecular function: [acyl-carrier-protein] S-malonyltransferase activity. Gene Ontology annotation, cellular component: mitochondrion.
AUGUUUACACCUCUACGCCGCCUUUCCACAGGCAAAAUCGCUGUGGCGUGCCCCGGCCAGGGCAUUAUUCCAAGAGGCUGUCUUUUCAAUUUCAAAAAACACGAAAAUCUUAUAAGGCCUUCCCUCCAGUUGGUGGAUGAGGUGUUGAAGGAGAAGUUCUCCGAGAAACUCAUAGAGCAACCUCCCACCGAGGCGGAUCUCUGGAGCUUGAAAACAUCCAAUGCCCAGCCUGCCAUUCUCGCCGCCACGUACAUCACGUAUCAGCUUUUCCAGAAACUCUAUGGCAUCGAUUUGGUGAAAGACGACAAAACAGGCUACUUGUUAGGACACUCUUUGGGUGAGUAUUCCGCCUUGGUGCUCGGCGGAGUGCUUGAUUUUGGAAGAGCCGUGGAGGUGGUCAAAAGAAGAGGCCUUUUGAUGGAACAAUUGUUCGAAAAAGGCGAGUAUACCAUGUUGGUGCUUGUGUUCAGACCCAAGAGCUUCGAAACGGUGCAAGAGGUUGCAAAUAAACACGGUGUUCUUGCCUGUGUGAAUAACUCGUCACAGAUUCUGAUCAGCGGUCCAAUUGCACUGGUGGAGGCUGCGUUGGCAGAUAUGCCCAAGGGAGCUGUUCUCAAGCUGGUGAAACUUCCUGUGAAGAUUCCAUUUCAUAACUCGUCGUUGCAGACCAUAGAGCCAGAAUUGGCCGAGCUAGCGCCAGAGCCUAAAACGCCAACGAAGCCAAUUGUCUCGAACUUGACUGGCCAGGUGAGUGAAGGUCACUGUUUUUUGAAUACCGUUCUGGACAACUCCAAGCCGGUUCUCUGGAAACAAUCUUUUGAUUUUCUUAAGGAGCAGGGCGUCGAGGGCGUUGUUGGUUUGGGACCUGGACAGGCUUUGGGUGACAUGAACAAGCGGUCUGGCUUGAGUAAUCAUCCAGUGGUGGGUUUAGAAGAUAUGGAGGCGCUUGCGCAAAAGUGGGAGGCCCUCUAG